Molecule: messenger RNA, 1819 nt
Organism: Daphnia pulex (common water flea)
Lineage: Eukaryota; Metazoa; Arthropoda; Branchiopoda; Diplostraca; Daphniidae
Product: adipocyte plasma membrane-associated protein-like
Exons: 7
Coding region: 328-1593 (421 amino acids)
Biological process (GO): biosynthetic process
Molecular function (GO): strictosidine synthase activity
Source: RefSeq, a predicted model, not a curated record
AUGAAAGGAAGGCAUGUUCCUCAGCGAUGACGUUGGUACAAAGAAAAAUGACACGAUGGCCUUGGACAUGCAUGUCGUGCAUACUGCAUAUGCAAUAUCAUCGUGGCACAGCGUUUAUAUCUAUUCUUUUGCAAAUGUCUAUGAUAAGCGACGCUAUCCAACGUACAAACCAUUACCAGCAGCGCCGCGCGUAUAUAAACUUUUUUCCUCGAUGAACUACCGAACAACUGUGCUCACUGCUUGGACACACAAAUUUUAAAUUUGUGACAUAUCUGUUUGCUGCCAAACGGCAAACACCGUAUCGACCGACCGACAUAGUUAUUCAAUAUGGUUUUAGCCAAAAACCUGAAGAGGUUUUUUAUUAACACCUUCAUCGUCCUGUGCGUCAUCCUGUUCAUUCCAGGGCUCCCACCUUACAGUAAAUUGGAGCCUUUCUCGCCUACUCCACCUUUAGCAUUUGAAGGAGCGCUUGAUCCGAAAGACUAUGCCCUUGCCAAAGCCGAAAAAUUGUUUGACGGAGAAAUUGUGGGACCAGAAAGUCUGGAAGUAUCGCCCAUUGAUCCAAAUGUUUUUUAUGCCACUCUUCAUGGAGGAUCAAUUAUAAAGAUAUUUGGAAACGGCACGCAAAUGAAAACAGUUGCUAAGUUGGGUCAUAAAUGUUCCGGGAGUUGGGAUGUCAACAACUGCGGACGUCCUCUAGGGAUUCGUUUCGAUAGAGAUGGUUAUCUCAUCGUUGCAGAUUCUUAUUUGGGCAUUUACAAAGUUGACUGUGAGUCUUCAGGACAAGUUUCAAAUCUUGUGCAUAAACAUGCAGUAAUAGAGGGUAAAGUGGCAAGGAUUUUUAAUGGAGUGGCCCCUGCUAAGGAUGGAAGGAUUUACUAUACUGUGACUAGUACAAACUAUCCUUUCGACGAAGCUUUGGGCGAAAUGCUUGGUGCCCCGUCUGGACGUCUUAUGGUCUUCAAUCCGGAAACGAAUGAAAAUAAAGUUCUGCAGGAGAACAUUCACUUCGCAAACGGUAUACUGCUGUCUCCGGAAGAAGAUUAUGUGAUCUAUGCAGAAUGUUUUCGAUUCAGACUGCACAAGUAUUUCAUUAGGGGUCCUAAAACAGGAACUACUGAGAUAUUUUUGGAUGGUCUUCCCGGAACCCCAGAUAAUCUUAAUUUGAGUCCUGAAGGGAAUAUUUUGAUCGCACUAGUUAGUGUUCGUCUUCCCGGUGAAUUUGACCCACUGGAAUUAUUGUUUAAUCAUCCAUGGUUGAGAAAACUCGCGAUACGAAUAAUGCAUCUUGCGAAAUUCCCGUUUGAUGUGGUAUCAAAAUUCUACGAUUUUCCUCUUUUUCGGCAGAUUGGAUCUCAUGUCAUGAGUUUAAACCUAUUGGUGCCUGUUUUACCCCCGUACUCAAUUAUCGUUGAAGCAGAUUGGGAGGGGAAGAUUGUAAAUUCUUGGCAUUCCAAUUCUGCAGACCAGCGUUUAUUUAGUGACGCCAAGAUUGUCAAUGGUUACAUGUACCUAGGAUCUCCUUUUAACGAUUUCCUUGCUCGAAUCAAGAUGCCAAGUUCGACUCAAAUAACUAAACAUUUGAAAAUGUGAACUUGGUUCCGUUGCCAGAUUUUCUUUCCCUCAUCACAAAUAUUCGCAGCAAACAAACGACUAUGCCAGAAAUGUUUUCAUUAAGCCGAGAUUUUUUUUUUUGUUAAGUUAUGUAACCGGUUGUAACCCAUUUGUUGGUGGUGUUUUAUUUUAUUUUUCUCCGAUCUCUUUCUUUAAAACUGUCAACUUCGUUGCUGUCAAUUAAAAUGUAAACUGCAGUUCAGAA